AGCGCAUUUCAGCGUUUAGCUUCUUAAAAGAAGAAGGAGGCGUUCGUGUUUUCUUAGCAGUGAUGGCGUCGUACUGGGGAAUAUUUGUAUUCAUUAUCUGUUCACUUUUGGUCUGUGCUUCGACAGAGACGCGACAGUUUGGCACGGAAAACGUGAUUAACGUGACUGCAGUUAGCGAAAAUGAAGAGUCGACCUACAACGUGCAGAUAAGCUUGAAUGUCACCCUGGCGGACAAUAAAACUACCGUCAACGGGGUUCCGCUCAAGCCGUCAGAGGUGAUGAGGAUGCCAUGCCAGGGUUUGCUGUUAGAUGACAGUAACGUGAGCCUGAGUGACGGCGCCGGGACGUUGAUCAGCAGCGUGUUGAGGCUGAUGCUGGAUCACGCGUAUCUGCAGAGCGAAGCAGGAGACGAGGUUCUGCUGCUGACUCUGGGUCAGGAGAUGAUCCAACUGGGUGAAGAGAAGGUCUGGCAGCCCGACGUGUGGGAAGUGAAACUGCUGCUGAACCAGACCUCUGAGGAGGUCACCCAGGAGCAAAACAUCUACCCGGCGAGAUCCAGCAAGAUCGUCGCCAUGCCACGAGAAAACGACGUCAUCAUGACCGAAGAGUUCAUCGCUAAAACAGUCGAGGACCAGGUCCUACACACAACCAGUCACUACCCACUGAGGCAGGCUGAAACCACGCAGGAAGAGACGGCCGCUCCGGGAAAGCUUCCGGAGACGCCACUGCGCAUGGAACCCAGUGUGCUGUACGAGGACGCACCGGAGGAGAACGUCAAUCCUGACGACCUGCUGCCGGACGUUCCUCUCCGACAGUCGCCCUCGUCUUAUAACGUGGUGUGUCGGUGGGUGGAGGAGCUCAGGGACAGGCUGAAGCGCUUCUGCUCCGAGUCUCUGCCGCUCUUCUUCCUCAUCAUGUGGGUGGUGGUCGUCGGCGUCGUCGGCUCCGCGGUCAUCAUCAAGAUCCUCGACAUCUUGUUUCCCACGUGCGAACACAAGGGUUUCUUUCAUCUGAACCCGGAGACCCUGAUGCCGGAGGAGGAGAAGCAGAGCCUGAUCGAGAACGUAGAGCUGGUGGUGGAGGAGCAAGAGCAGAGCCAUGUGAAGGGAGAGCAGUACUGAUUAAACCCCCCCCCCCAAUGUCCGGUCCUGUCCCUUCUCCCCCGAUGUUACGUGCUUUAGGCAUUUCUGUGAGUGUUUUCCUUUCCAAAUGUAGCACUUUACGAGUCUCAGAUUUAUUUAUCCGUUACUUUAUUCGAGAGCGAGCGAUGUUUCUGUUUCACUGAGGCAUUAUCCCAGUUUAAUAUCUACUAUUUCCUUUGUAUUUUUUCAAGUCGCUGUUGCAUUGUGUCUAUGGAAAAAUAUCCUGUAUGAUGAUGAUGAUGUAUUUAUGCACUUAAGUCACGCACAGACGUGAUAAAGUAGGGCACGGUGUAGUUUCGGGACCAAGCUACAUUUAAUAUGGUCUGCGUUAAAAUUUGCGCGUAGCUCUAAAGCGGAGAACGGUCGAGAACAUUUCCGAUAAUAACGAGAAGGAGGAACUGGAUAUUAUUUCACUUUUCUGUUGUGGAAAUUCUACGAUAGUGUCCUCAGUUAGCUGGUUUAAUAUUCGAGUUGUAAAACUGAACCACGUUGCGUUAUCAAGAGCAUGUGAAGUGAAGAUGCAUACAGUGCUUACGCUACAUUUAAUUAAUUAAAUAAGCUAUUGUUUGUUUUUUUUUCUUCUUCUCCUGUAUUUCUGCCCUGACAGAUUCUCAUUCACGUGUGUAAAUAAACAUCGCUGCUGCUGUUCACCAUGCUGAGGCUUGAGAUUAGGAUGUAGAAAGCAUUAAUGUCUCUUUAUAUCACGGCGCUGUUUAAUUGUCAAAUCGGAUUGGUCCAACGGCGUUGAUUAAUUUCCUGUAACGUCAACGCUGACUAGUUCCGGCUGUAAUUCAAAUCACGGGUUUAUAUUAGCGCGGUAAUACGACAAGCUGCCUUUCAGAGAGAGAGAAGUAUGACAAGUACAAUGUGUAAAAUCGUUAGUGGUGCCUGAUUACUGUGGUAUAAGAAGAAUAAAACUCUUCAGGAUGUGCUGUGAGGGGGAAAUUAACUUCAUGACGCGGUGUUAAUAGCGCAGCUUUCGUUUCUAUUCAGGAUUCGAGGUUCACAAUGCGUGUUUGACCAUCAUGUUGUGGAACUUACAGGAGCACGAGCGCAUGCUUCAGGACACAAGGCAUCACUGUAACUGUUUUUCAUAGAAUGUUUAUUAUCUUAUAAACAACAUUACCAAAUUGUCAUCUAAAUACAUUUUGCAGUGUUUAUAUAUACACACACAUAUAUAUAGACUGGGUCACUUGUUCACUAGAAAAAAAGGCCACUGAUUGGUUGGAAGUAGUGUAAUUGAAAUUCAUCUUUGAAUGAAGUGAGGCGAAAUGUGAGUAAUUAAAAAAAAAUAAAAAGAUGUUAUUGUGCAUUAUAAAAAAUAUUUGGGAUGUGAAGACAAUUACAAUAAAUCACAGACUGACUUACGUG
This is a messenger RNA of Ictalurus furcatus (blue catfish), 2513 nucleotides long. RefSeq names its product glycoprotein integral membrane 1 (gene ginm1). Bases 63 to 1121 code for a protein of 352 amino acids. The transcript has 8 exons. NCBI's taxonomy places the organism in Eukaryota, Metazoa, Chordata, Actinopteri, Siluriformes, Ictaluridae. The record is from RefSeq and is a predicted model, not a curated record.